AUGUCGUUUCCAAUUGCAUUCCCCUCGUCAGAAAAACCUUGGGUUUAUGUCUCAGUUUCUGCUGAUGAUUCUUACUACCUCCUUGAAUACAAUUCCCCACCAGACAAUCGCUAUACUCAAGACUUUGUCAUCGCAUACCUUGAUGCGUUGGAUUAUAUUCGUACAAAGGGUACCCCGCGCAUUCUUGUCACUACCUCACGUAUCCCUAAAUUCUUUUCCAAUGGUCUCGACUUUGAAGCAGCCAUUUCCACAAAGGGCUUUUUCCCCAAUUAUUACUAUCGCCUGAUGCGCACCAUUUUGCUAUUCCCCUGGCCCACUGUUGCUCUUAUCAAUGGCCACGCUUUUGCUGCUGGGUUUAUGGUGGCUGCUUGUCACGACUACCGCGUCAUGAACCCAUCCAAAGGCUUUGUGUGCAUGAACGAAGUCGCUUUUGGUGCUGAUCUUAAACCCCCCAUGAUGUCCAUUUUCCGCGUAAAGUUUGGCACCCAGCUCACUGCAAAAAUUACUCUCCGUGCUCACAGAUUUCCUGGAGCUGAGGCUCUUGAAACUGGAAUUGUCGAUGCCCUGGGCGGGCUCCCAGAAGUCGAGACUCUCAUCAAGCACAAAGAGAUUUCAAGCUAUGUCAAGUCACCUUCCUAUGCUGCAAUCCGCAUUGAAUUGCUUAAGGAAGUUAUUGCUGAUACUUGGAGAUAUGAUGAAGACAUUGCUAAAGAAAAGAGGGAUUUGGAGUCACGCGAGGCCUAUUUUUCCAAGCGCGAAAAGGAAAUUGAUGCAAAACUUUCCAAGCUUUAA
Molecule: messenger RNA, 792 nt
Organism: Magnusiomyces paraingens
Lineage: Eukaryota; Fungi; Ascomycota; Dipodascomycetes; Dipodascales; Dipodascaceae
Exons: 1
Coding region: 1-792 (263 amino acids)
Biological process (GO): fatty acid beta-oxidation
Cellular component (GO): peroxisome
Molecular function (GO): delta(3)-delta(2)-enoyl-CoA isomerase activity; enoyl-CoA hydratase activity
Source: RefSeq, a predicted model, not a curated record